Messenger RNA from Cantharellus anzutake, 423 nucleotides. RefSeq lists its product as uncharacterized. The transcript has a single exon. Bases 1 to 423 code for a protein of 140 amino acids. Lineage: Eukaryota; Fungi; Basidiomycota; Agaricomycetes; Cantharellales; Hydnaceae. The record is from RefSeq and is a predicted model, not a curated record.
AUGCGUUCUCUCUUUAUCGCUGGUGCAUCAAGCACAACUUUUGAGAAGCCUUUCUUCGGGUCCUGGAAUCGUCUGCUCAAUGCCAUGUUUUCUCCUGAUAUUUUAUUCGAAGUCGUCCCUCAAUUCCCUCCUGCCACCAGUUCGCGCGAUACGGUGGACCUCGUUAUUCUUCUCCUCGUUCAUGUUAACACCUCGCCUGUUUUCAUUGUUGAAGUUAAGCCACCCGCUGAGUUUCAUCGCAACUCCAAGCAACAGGAGGCGGAUAGCCAAAUGCGUCAGCAUUUCCUGGAUAUGGCUGCUGAUAUGCAGAUCCCAGUAUUUUAUAGUGUACCUGCAUUCGACAUGAGGAUCACAUUUUACAAAUAUGUCAAAGCUGCAAAUAUGUUAGAGCUGAAGAGGAUCACCCCGAUUCACAGUUUUUAA